Mugil cephalus (flathead mullet) is the source of this 3431-nucleotide messenger RNA. RefSeq names its product MET transcriptional regulator MACC1 (gene macc1). Lineage: Eukaryota; Metazoa; Chordata; Actinopteri; Mugiliformes; Mugilidae. The record is from RefSeq and is a predicted model, not a curated record. Bases 171 to 2714 code for a protein of 847 amino acids. The transcript has 6 exons. Gene Ontology annotation, cellular component: cytoplasm.
CUAAAAAAAACAAGUGUAAAUGAUAGUGGCUCGGCCUCUUUUCCUGCCAGCGCGCCGGAGGAAAUCUACAUACAUCUCAUGCUGACGUGAAGCUGGAGGGAUUGUGAGUCUGGAUCUCGGCUGCUAAGAGUUUCCUUCGCCCCGUGUGGAUUAUUCAAGAAGAUCAAAUUAUGGCAGCUGGAAGAACCCGGUCAUUCCGACGUGUGGGGAGUCUCAUGCGGACUCGAUCCGAAGGCACACUGAUUGAUCUGAGUGACAAUGGCCCAACCAGCAACAACCUGAAUGGAGUGACGCAAAACUCAGAGUGGCCGCUUUUACAGCCAGAAGUGUUACCGUCGUCUCAAGAGAAGAACCCCUUUUGGAACAAGCUGUCUGCAUCAAACCCUUUUUUGGACGACAUUGUCCACGGCAGCACGGACAAACGUAUUCCUGACACAUCAGAUGUGAUACAAGACCAUGAAAAGCAUUCAGACAAUAGUAAUGACGACACCUACAGCACAUCUUCAGACGAGAGCAACGUCGGGAAGUUUUUGGAAAACAAACACAAAAUCAGCCACAGCUCUGGGAGGUGGAGGAGUGCUUCAGACAUCCUGGACGAUCUGGAGAGAAAGGCGCCAAAACAAGAAAACUGUUUCAGCCCACCAGGGACGGUGCUGAACCCAGACUUCGAGUGGCUAAAGAAUGACAGGGAGGCCUAUAAGAUGGCCUGGCUGAGCCACAGACAGCUGACACGCUCAUGCUUGGACUUAAAUCUGAUCAGCAAGAGCCCUGGAUGGGCUCAGACGCAGGCCACGAACUUUCAAGUCAUCAGUAAGAUCGGUCAUGAUGGAGGCUCUGUGCAGUUACAUGAAUCAGAAAUUUGCAUCCAUAUCCCAAAAGGACACGUUCCUCCUGGAGAAGUCCAGGAAGUUACACUGAAAGCAAUGCUAGACCCUCCUCCUGGACUCAACAACAACUACGUGACAACCAUAAGUCCCCUUCUCGAGGUGGUUCUCAGUAACAUCAACACAAAAGAGUGUCUGUCUCUGGAGAUGAAACUGUCAGGAGAGGUGAAGAAAGACCCUUUAAGUCAGGUAAUGACCACUGUGUCCGGACUGGUGUCCAACAAAAAAGAUGGGCCUUAUCUCAAAAUGAACGACUGUUACAUUAACAACAAUAAGAUGCAGAUGAAGUUCCAGGACCUGAAGACACAUUUUUAUGUCAUUGCGGUCGCAGAGGCGUCUGCGCUGCAGAGCCCUGCAACGUCAAUCUGGGAUUACCUUGACCGACAAAUUACAGUGGCGGUUUAUGGCCCCAGGUACAUCCAUCCAUCAUUCAAAGUUGUAAUAGUUGUCUGUUGUCAUGAUGAUGUCCCACCAAAGCUUCCAUUUUCAGAUGUAUGCAGAGGCAACAAAAAUCUGCCUCCUCUUGUGCUGCAACUGUGGGGUAAACACAGGUUUAAACCAGACCGGCUGAACAACCUGCAUGUUGGUGUUGGCAUCACCGGGUCCAUGUUUAAAAUCAAACCUGAGGACAAACUGAAAGAAGUGCGGCAAAGUCAGCUCAAAAUAGGGACCGUUCUGCACCUGCCGGUUGCGAUGUCUUGUUCUGGCAAUGCAGAAAUGACUCCUUUUAAAUUAGAUGUCGGUGUGAAGGAAUCAAACACGUCGACUGUUGCGCACUUCCACGUUCCUUCCCCUCCUGCAGCUCCCAUUAGAUCAGAAAAGCGGGUGUUGAGGCAACUUGAAAAGAAGAUUGAAAUGGCAAAAACGACGCCUAUUCCUGAAGAAAGUGGUCCCGAUUUGCCCAAAUUCACGGACAAACCUGUGAACCUGCAAUGGUACGGUGUAGCUCUGAAGUCAGUGCUCCGUCAGCCUCGGGUAGAAUACCUUCUGGAGUACUUUAAAGGUGAGACGGUGGCUAUCCUUUCCAGAGAGACUGUUAGGUCAGUGGGUAACUCCAAAGUAAAGGAGUGGUACAUCGGAUUCCUCAGAGGUAGGAUUGGUUUGGUUCACUGUAAAAACAUCAAACUCAUAACCAAGGACCAGGUGAUCGACUUCACCGGCAUUCAAAUCACCACAGAGGUCCUCUUGGAUAACAUGACGCUGCCCUUCAGGAAGCUCACGUACAUGUACUCUGCUAUCCAGACGAUGGUCACUGAACACAUAACCAGCUGGAGAGAUUUUGCCAACGCCCUAGGGUACAAAAACUUGUCUCUGGACACGAUCACACGGAGGCGCGCUGAAACCGAGGCUGAUAAGGUGGCCUCCGUUCUGGAAAAGCUCAAGGAAGACUGCCACACCGGGAAGAGCAGGAAAAAGUUCCUGCAUGAACUCAUGGUGGGCCUGUUGAAGAUGGACUCUGUGAAUGUUGUGGCCCAGCUCAUUCAGAACACCAUCAUCCUGUCCACUGCUGUGGAGCUGGGAAUACGAUGGAGGGAGCUCGCCGAGAAGAUGGGAAAACUCUCCAGCGCACAGAUAACCAGCUAUGAGGCACCACAUCGAGGGAAGAGCGGCGAAGUCUCCUCCCAGUCCAUGUGGAAGCCUGCUUAUGACUUCCUGUUCUCCUGGAGUAUGCGUUAUGGAGACAGCUACAAGGACAUGAUCCAGGAUCUGCAUCUGGUCAUGGACAAAAUGAAGAACCCCGCCACCAGACAGUGGAGGCAUCUGACCGGUGCGCUCAUAACAGUGAACUGCCUCGAUGUCUUUCAAGACUCUGCCUACCCUAAACACUAAACCUUUCGCAAAACAAACCUGGGAAAACAAUGCAGUGACUUUGGUUACAGUAACAAACAUGUUACCCGGCUUUCUCAGUUCCCGUGAACAGUAGCAUUUUAUACAGAAAGCCGUUUUAUUUUCUGAAAUUCAUCCAGGUACAUACACUAAAUGUUCUCGCAAUAAUGAGCUGUGCAGGAAAAGAAAGAAUGUGAUUUGGCCUUAAAGUCAAAUUUCAUUUUGGUAGAUCAGUUUCAUGUUUAUAGGUCAGUAAUUCCCAAUUAACAUCAAGUCAUUCUCUGUAUUCUGUUCAUAUUCUACCAGAAUCCAAAGGAUUUUUAAGACUCCGGUGAACAUGUGUAUAAUUAUUUUUUAGACUAGUAGUUCUAGUAGUACCUUUUUCUGUCUGUUUAUCUGCUGGAUAUGAAAAUGAUCUACUGAGUAGAAAGUUUUCUCUGCCAGUAAACAAGCUAUAAAAAAGCUAUUAUGCAUGUGUCAUAUGCGGUUGUUGUGUUACAUGUCAGUAGUGUUUUUAUACUGCAAUGCAAUGUUUUUGAUGUGCUCAAAGCAAAUAAUUUAAUAAGGUAUAAAGUGUUACAUUUUUAUUGCCAAAUGGAGACGCCAGUGUGCCACGGCAGGGCGGUGCCAUGUACAGCAGUGCCUUCAGUCACCGUUGCAUUCUUUCAUACUGAAAUGUAAAUACAUAAGAUAUGAAUAUGAAUAAAUAUUUUGAACGUU